AAAUUGAUUUGUUUGUCAUUGAGAGAACACUGAAGCUUCUUCCAGCCCCCAUCCAGUGUUACCACAGACUUAAUGAGCAGAUUAAAGGCCCAGCAGUCUCCUUUUGUAUGCAUAGACAACAGCAACCUAAAUAUGCCUGAUUUGUUUUCAUAAAGAUCCGUGAAUUAUGCCCUGAGAAAUCGACAAAAAUGUCUAAAGAUGCUUAUCUGCCCACGUGAAAGAAAGUGAGAAAAAGAUUCCUGGUUCUGUCCCUUUAUCGGGAUCUGCACCAAAAGUUAAAGGGGUCUAUUCUGGGCCGAGACCUGGCCUCCAUCCAAAUUCUGUGGAAAUCGGUUUAGUAUUUUUUUAGCAAUCCUGAUCACAAACCAACAGAUGAGUAACAGUAACAGGUGAAAGCGAAACCUCUUCCUUCAUUUAUGAUGCUUAUAGUCAAUAAAAUGCUCAUUAGCUAACUAGUUGCUCCAGCCAGUCCAUGUCCAAAGCUCCCAUUAUAGCAAUGUAAUCACCAACACUCCACUGGUGCUCUGGGCUCACAGUCCAGGAUGCUAGCUGCACUGCUAACUGUGCUAAACAGUUAACGGCAGCUAUAGCUAGCAGCAGGUAGGGAGGUUACCCUAUUUGGUUUAAGCAUGAAUUCGACAGGUGGUCAGUUUUUACACUUUGCACAUUUAAACAACAAAACAUAAAAUGGCUCUUUUCAACUCACUAAUUAUUAAGUCAAAAUCUUCACUGUAUCUGCUAAAGCUGAAGCUAAAAGUGUUAGCGCCAGAAAUGUUUUGUGGACAACGAAACAUCACACGACUUUACGUCAGCAUGAGGGGCAGCAGAUACAGAUUCCUAUAAAGGGACAUUAUCUGACACCACGAUACCGUGAAACUUAUUUUUCUGAGACACUCACCACUCAUAAUUUUGCAGCCUUUCUUGCCAAAUACCUUUCUUCUGAACCUGAGCAGCAUGCAGAGGGAGGACAGAGAAAGUAUUUUUGUUUUGUUUUGUUUUUUUUUUUUAAUCCAAACAGCCUUUAAUUCAGAUUAUCUGGGGAAAGGACGGAGCCAUUAGUUGGUCCCAUGCAGACACACUAAAGGCUGUUUGGCUGUUUUGGUUUCAUCGGUCUUAAAACAAAGCCGGACCAGCAGAGAGACAGGCAGAGCGUGAUCUCGGCCUGUCUUCACUCAUUAUUUUUUCCACUCUCCCUCUCUCUCUCUCUCUCUCUCUCCGCUGCUCUUAACGCCACUCGGUCAAACACCUCCACACCAUCAGCAGAUUGGGAGUCAGCAGGUGUGUGUUUCUGUGCGUGUGACAGAAAAAGGAGAGCGUGUGUAUCGUGUUGUGUAUGUCUGUGUGUGUGUGUGUGUGUGUGUGCGCGCGCGUGCUUUUUGGGGGAUGGGUGGCAUCACUAUUGCCAUGGGAACCACGGAUUGUAAAAAAGAAAGUCUGGUUUCUAUGGCAACGUGCUACACAACAGCAAAGCCUGAGAGAUGCCUCGUGCAUCUGCAACCAGGCUGAGGACACUUAACGUUAUGUAUAAUUAUAUUGAGUCAAAUCAGGCAGCUGCUCAGAUGCUGCAGGAUAAAAUCUGCAUUUUAUCCUGCAGGAGAGGCGGUGAAGAUGUUGUCGUAACGCCCCUGACGAAAGGUUUUUAAUGAAUUAACACCAACAGAGUAUUAUAAAAUACGACUCUUUGGUUUUUUUUUAAAUAUGUUUUAAAUGAUACUAGAGGCUUCAAAUAUAAUUACAACCCUCCGCAGUUAAGGAAAUAAAUAUUAAGUAGCAUUAGUUUUUUCAAAGACAAACCAGGAAUUUCAUAGAAAUUAAAGCUGCACUAAGUGGUAUUUCUCAAUUAAAUUGUCCGUAUGCACACGAACAUGCACACAGCAGGACACUCCUGUUUACCGACAAUGGCAGAGCAGGGUAUGCUACCAAUUCUAGCUUGUAAGGUGGCGGCUAAUACGACCAAACAGGUCAAGCGAAGAUGAAAAGAAAGGCAAAGAGAGUCGUGCAAGCAUAAUGACGGGAUUGCUAACUGCAAAAUGGACAGGAAGUUAGCUAAAACAACGGCAAAGCUGACAGGAUCUUCAAGGCUGUCAGUCACUGGUGGACAGAGGGUGUUCGUUUCUCUGCAUUGUACCGGCGCGGAACGGAGAGGGGCGGGGUCGUGAGGGCGGUGCAAGAAAGAGAGAGAGACCUAGAGAAAGACAGAGAGGUUGGGGGAGAGAGAGAGAGGGGAGGGGAGGGGGAGAGAGAGACGGUCCCCCGGUUUGGAAAGCCGGUAACUAGUGACGUGCCUUCUCAAAGAGGAGAGCAGUCGCUGCUGGGAAAGCAGCCCGGUGGAAGAUGAACCGGGGCUCCGUCAAACCGCCGGGGCGAUGAGGAGCAGAGGACGGACGACAGAGAGGCUUCUGCCGCAGAGGAAACCCACAUAAAGCUGCUCUGACAACCCACCAUCCCACCACCCCACCCACCGCGACCACCCAUCACACCAGGCUGAGUGUGUGUUUGAGGAGGAGGGGGGGAACUUGAUGCAGGGAGGAGCUGGACGCACGGACAAGGAGCCGGCAGGAGAACAUCUCGGUGUGUGUGUGUGUGAAUGCGUCUCGGAUGAGCUCCGUCAUCACCGGGUCGCCCUCCCUCCCCUCCACUCCCCCUGUUUAGCGGAUGAGAGAACCCAGGGCGGAGCGGCGCACCUGUGACCGGAGGAGGCUCGGAUUCCUCCCCGGCUGGUGACCUCCUGCUCCGGGGGAAUAAAUCCCUCCCCGCGCCUCCAGCAGCCCGACACAGACGGCGCCCACCGAUGCGUCCGGCGGCCCCUGAUGCUCGGCAGUGCUCCGGGGCUUUCCGGUCGGUGGGAGAGGCUCGAGCCGCGGCCGCGCGCUAGGAUGCUGCGCCAGGUGUUGCACGCGGGCCUGAGGACCUCCUUCCACGCGCUGGGCAGGUUCGUGGCGGGCCACCCGGUGUUCUUCGCCUCGGCGCCCGUGCUCCUCUCCAUCCUGCUGGGCGCCAGCUUCAGUCGGUACCGCGUGGAGGAGGACGUGGAGAGCCUGCUGGCGCCCAAACACAGCCUGGCCAAGAUCGAGGGCAACCUGGUGGACAGCCUGUUCCCCGUGAACCGCUCCAAACACGCGCUCUACUCAGACCUGCAGACACCGGGCCGCUACGGGCGCGUGAUCGUCACCACGCGGAAGGGGAGCGUGCUGGACCCGGUUCACCUGGACACCAUACUGAAGCUCCACAGGCGGAUCUACCAGAUGCAGGUGACGGACCCGGCCACGGGCCUCAACAGCUUCAACUACUCCUUCUCCUACCUCUGUCUCCCCGAUGACAAGAAUGUCUGCAUCAUUGAUGACAUCAUUCGUGCCAUGGAGGAAAUCCAGUCAGCUCGCACCUCCAACCGCUCCAUCCCCAUCCUGCGGUACCCAAUCACGCAGCUGGCAGACGGACGGCAGGCGUACAUUGGCCACCAGCUGGGCGGGGUGCAGGGUUGGGGUCCCAGUGGGAUGGUGCGAGGCCCUGGGACAGGAGCCAGGGGGGAAGGUGUACGUUCAGCCCGGGCGUUGCAGCUCACCUACUACCUCCAAGUCCGCGGCGGCCUGAUGGACCGGGUUGCCAGCCAAUGGGAAAACGCCUUCUGCACUGAGUUGCAGCACUUUGCAGCGUUGCAUCCUAAACUGGGGCUGUACCCGUCUACUUCCUCUUCUCUGAGGACAGACUUCCAGUUCUCAUCGGUGCUGGCGCAUCGCCCCUUGCUGGCCAGUCUGGGGGUAUGUGGGGUGCUGGCCAUCCUCUGCUGCUCUAUGAGGGACUGUGUGAGGUCUAAACCCUGGUUGGGACUGCUGGCUCUGCUGUCGAUCACCCUGUCAGGCCUCACUGCUGCUGGGAUACUCAACCUGACCGGGACCACCUACAACUCCACAUACCUGGGCAUCCCUUUUGUCAUGCUAGGUCACGGGCUCUUCGGCUCCUUUGAGAUGCUGUCAUCGUGGAGGCGAACGCGGGAGGACCAGCACGUGAAGGAGCGCGUGGCGAGCGUCUUCGAGGACGUCAUGCUGCGUUUCUCCGGCUCCACCAUGCUCCACCUGAUGACCCUCGGCCUGGCCGCCUCGCCGCUCACCAACAUGGAGGCUGUCCGGCUCUUCUGCCGCACCGCCGCCUUGGCUGUCACCAUCAGCUACGUUUACAUGCUAUCCUUCUACAGUUCCUGUCUGGUGUUCACUGGAUACUUAGAGACCGGGUACAGGCACGGCUGCUUCUGCCGCAGAGUCCCAAAACCGGACCGGCUGGACUCUAAGCCGGCCUGGUACAGGUGUCUGAUGCACACUCGCUACCAGGACGAGGCUCAGAUGACCAACCCGCCGCACGGGGUCGGGCACAGUCACGCUCACACACCGAAUCCUAAUUUAACUCACACACAUGCGCACACGCACCCGCACACGGUGAACAACCCUGCUGUGCACGGACACAGCCAUGUGGCCAACUCCACACACACACAUCCACAUCCACACCCACACCCACACACACAUUCCCCGGCCAACAUGGACCCUCAUCCUCAGGACUCUCACCUUCUGCUGGGGUGCGUGAGGCGCUGCUACGGAGACUGGAUCACUAACACCUACGUCAAACCCUUCGUGGUUCUGCUGUAUCUGGUUUACAUCUCGUUUGGACUGAUGGGCUUCCUGCAGGUGGCCCAGGGUUCAGACCCCAGCGCACUGGUUGCCAUGGAUACAGCGACAGUACUGUACACCCGUGCCCAGCAGCGUUACUUCAGCUCGUACUCCCCCGUCAUUGGAUUUUACAUCUAUGAGAGCGCCCCCUACUGGAAUUCCUCGGUGCAGCGGGACUUGCAGGAAUACGCCAAAGGCUUCCAGCGAAUCAGCUGGCUGGAAGCUUACCUGAACUACCUGUCAGACCGCAACCAGUCCACCAGCCAGCCGCGGGAAAACUUCACCCACACGCUUCGUCACUCCUUCCUCCGCGAGCCGCAGUUCGCUCACUUCGCCGAUGACAUCAUAUUCGCGGAGCGCGGUCAGGGCGAAGAGCCCGACGUGGCGGCGUCCCGAAUCUUCCUGGUGGCCAAGACGACGGAGAACAAGCGCGAGGAGAUGUCAGUGCUGCUGGACACGCUGCGACGCCUGUCACUGACCUCACGCGUCCGCUUCCUGAUCUUCAACCCCUCCUUCGUCUACCUGGACCGCUAUGCUGCAGCGGUCAGCUCCCCCCUCAGACACUCACUGCUGGCGGUGCUCUUCCUGUUAGGCUUGUCCUCGCUGGCCGUCGUGGAGCCGCUGGUCUCCGUGUGGCUGGGCCUCACCCUGCUCUCCGUCCAGUUCGGGGUGUUGGGCUUCAUGACCUUGUGGGGUGUGGAGCUGGACUGCAUGUCUGUGUUGUGUCUGAUCUCAGCCUUGGGGCACUCGGCAGACUGCAGCGGCCCCCUCCUCUGCGGUUUCGCCUCGGGUCGGGGCGACAGCAGGACUCGCUGGGUGAGGGUGGCGCUGGAGAGACACGGGGUGCCCUCUCUACAGACGCUCAUCUGCUACAGCGCCGCUCUGGUGCCUGUUGGCUCUGUGCGCUCCAACCUCACACGCACACUGUUUCGCUGCCUCACCCUCACGGCAGGAUGCUCGGCCCUGCACACGCUUGCGUUCCUGCCCACCCUCCUCACCUUCCUGCCCCCAUCCAAGAGCCGGGGACACCGGCCGGAUGGAGAGGGGCAGAGGCAGGAGGUGGAGUGUGUUGAAAUGAAUGACAGCACUCGAGUGGUCGACCAGAUAACUACCGUCUGAGCGUUUGUGUGAUGGGAUGUUAGCCGCUAUGCAUCCUGCAGGCAAGAGCGCAGAUACUUGAGAGAAAGAUAGGGAGGAAUAUAUAGAUCGAAGGUCAAGAGGAAACAGAUUCAAAUUCAAGUACAAGGUGGGAGGAUACUUAAGACAAGAACAGAUAAGGAUCAGCAGAGGUCAAGCCUGUAUGUGACGUCACCACAGAGGAAAAAAGUGCCACAUUUUCACCAAAACUUGCUUUAGAUCUGAUCACAUUGUUUGGCUACUGCUAUUUGUUUGCCAUAUCAAGUUGCACAAAUACAGCUACAAUGACAUGAGGCAAUCAUCUGUAUGACCUGAAGUAUUUCUACUUUAAUGCUGGACAAAUAAAAUCAAUUAAAGAAAACAGG
Acanthopagrus latus (yellowfin seabream) is the source of this 6160-nucleotide messenger RNA. It is a transcript of the gene ptchd1, whose product is annotated as patched domain containing 1. The coding region runs from base 2811 to 5777 and encodes 988 amino acids. The transcript has 6 exons. Gene Ontology annotation, biological process: cognition; chemical synaptic transmission. Gene Ontology annotation, cellular component: synapse; plasma membrane. Lineage: Eukaryota; Metazoa; Chordata; Actinopteri; Spariformes; Sparidae. The record is from RefSeq and is a predicted model, not a curated record.